Molecule: messenger RNA, 2456 nt
Organism: Hemiscyllium ocellatum (epaulette shark)
Lineage: Eukaryota; Metazoa; Chordata; Chondrichthyes; Orectolobiformes; Hemiscylliidae
Product: zinc finger protein 239-like
Exons: 2
Coding region: 575-1333 (252 amino acids)
Cellular component (GO): nucleus
Source: RefSeq, a predicted model, not a curated record
ACAAUGCGGAUGUAGCCCUGUCAGUUUCAGAGUGAAGCUCCCUCCCUCUGGGUAACAUCUGGGAGCAAAACAACGUCUCCCCCUUUCCAUUCCUCAUCCUGGGCGGGAGAGAGAGGAGGGAAAACACUGUUCAGCUGCAGCAACUGGAAUCCGAGGUUGUGAAUCCUGGGAGCAAGCGGACUCUGCAAAGAAUACAGAAAAGAAGAAUUUGGAAGCAGAAAUCUCAAACCAAACUUCAUGUCAGUGUCUGGCAAUGAGUUGAUUGAUCCAAAAUGUGAAUAUCGAUGGCUUUGAAAAUGGGGAGGAGAAACAGGAUCUCUCUGUUCUGUCUGCUUCGUUAGUUUUGAAACAUCAGUGUGACUGGAAAAUCCCUGAGAGUCACACAUCAAGUGAGAAUAUUCCAGAAUAGUGACUGUGGAGCAAGCUUUACCCUAUUCGGUAAGGGUGUUCUAAUUAUCAGAGGCCGAACAAGUAACACAGACCGAAGAAAGAAGCCACACCAUACAUGUGCUGUAAGUGAGGGCAAGUUUUCUACUGACCGUUGCACCUGGAGAGAGACAAGGGCACCCACACCAUGGAGAAACCGUGGAAAUGCGGGGAAUGUGGGAACAGUUACCCUUCCCCGUCUGCACUGGAGAUUCAUCGGCGUUUUCACACCGGCCAGAGACCGUACACUUGCACUCAGUGCGGGAAAGGUUUCACUCAGUCGCACCACCUCCUGAUACACCUCCGCGUUCACACUGGGGAGAAACCGUUCAUCUGUCCCGUGUGUGAGCAGGGCUUCAAUCAGUCACACCACUUGCUGUUGCACCAGCGGAUCCACAGCGGGGAGAAGCCGUUCUCCUGCUCUGUGUGCGGGAAGGCCUUCACCCGGUCAUACCACCUGCUGCUCCACUUCCGCGUCCACACUGGAGAGAAGCCUUUUACCUGCUCAGUGUGUGGCAAUGGCUUCUUCGAUUUAUCCACCCUGCGCAAACACGAGCGGGUCCAUACCAAAGAGCGGCCAUUCACCUGUUCAGUAUGUGGGAAAGGCUUCACCCAGUCGUCCAAUCUGCAGACCCACCAGCGGGUCCACACCGGGGAGAAGCCCUUCGCCUGCUCAGAAUGCGGGAAAGGCUUCACCCAGUUCUCCAACCUGCAGUCACACCAGCGGGUCCACACUGGGGAGAGGCCGUUCGCCUGCCCCGUGUGCGGGAAGGGCUUCGCUCAGACAUCAAACCUGCAGAAACACCAGCGGGUCCACACGGGGGAGAAGCCAUAUACCUGCUCCGAGUGUGGGAAGCGAUUCACUCAGUCGUCCAGCCUGGUGAAACACCAGCAACUUCACCAGUGAACACUGGGGAUGGAGCUUGCUGUUCUUGAUGUUGCUAAGAAUCACAUUCAAGAUUGUCCCUCGGACUUCCCGCACGGUUGAAUGUGUUACUUUCUGCUGGACUGGUCACUCUCACCCACUCUGCUUCCACAGGGGCCUGAUGCUGUUUGAGCCUGGGACUGCACCUUCCCUCUGAGACAAUCCACUGAUGCUGAUGAAGGAAUUUUUCUUUUCAUCCUGGUCAUUAAAUAGCGGUUAUUCAACCACUACAGGUAGAUCUAAAAUAAGUAGAUACAUUUCUGUCUGUGCCAUUGAGUCUCCAGCACAACCACACUACUUCUUGCUCAGGCGGAUCAGGAAAUUUGGCAUGUCCCCCAGCAUCUGCAGUCCUCACUAUCUCCUAUGUCCAUAAGGACCCUCACCAACUCCUACAGAUGCACCACAGAAAGCAGACUGUCCGGGUGCAUCACAGCUUGGUAUGGCAACUGCUCUGUCCAAGACAUUAAGAAACAACAGAAGGUUGUGUGCAUAGCCCAGACCAUCACGGAAGCCAACCUCCCAUCUACGGAUUCCACUUACACUUCUCGUUGUUGUGGAAAGGCUGCCUACAUCAUCAUAAACCCCUCCCACCCCGAUUAAUGACCUCUUCCAUCAGGCAGAAGAUACAAAAGCUUGAACACAUUUACCAACAGCUUCUUGCCUGCCGUUAUUAGACUGAUGGAUGGACUCUCUAACUUCAAAUAAUGCUGAUCUUCUCAAUAUUGACCUUGUCUAGCGCACGUCCUGUGAAAUGUGUGUGCCUUAAUCUGUCCAAGAUUUUUUUCAGCCUAUGGUCUAUUUGUCCUUACCUAGUAUGAUCUACCUGUACUUAGGUACACGUGACAAUAAAUCAAAUCAAUCAAUCAAUCAUUCAAUCUCAUGGCCAGGCCAGUUGGCUCAAUUGGGCUUUGUCAGUGAGUGUUGAGAAGAUUUGUAGCUCAGGUUGAGGUUCGGGGUGUAGGUUUGCUCGCUGAGCUGGGCGGUUCAUUUCCAGAUGUUUCGUCACCCUACUAGGUAACAUCUUUAGUAGGCCUCAGGCGAAGUACUGUACAUGAUUCCUGCUUUCUAUUUAUAUAUUUGGGUUUCUUUGGGUUGGCGAUGUCAU